AGAGCCGUUGGUUUCAUCCUCGAGCGAGCUUCCGGGUUGCUACGAGGCUGGAGGGCUCCAGGGCAGCCGUUGUCUCUUUGCUGGCCUAAGAAGUCCCAGCAUCCUGAGGAAUCACUUCCAGCGCCACCUCCGCCCAAGCUUUCAGUGCCACAGGGCAUCGGCAUGGAGUAAUUCAGAUAUUUGAAGUAGAAAUCACUUUGACAGCAGUGUAUUGUCUGGAUUGAGAGAGAAUAUGGAGGAAUUAUUAUAAACAAGGACACUAUCAUGUUAAUCCAGCCAAGGAGACCUUGAAUUACUAGUGACAGUGAAGGUUCGAAAGAAGUGGAUAGAUGAAAAAAAAAGACUGGCGGUAAAACUUCUGUAGACAUGGCUAGUUCUGACAUGAAACCAAAAUCAAUAAGUCGCGCCAAAAAAUGGUCAGAUGAGAUAGAGAAUCUGUACAGAUUUCAGCAAGCAGGAUAUCGGGAUGAAAUUGAAUAUAAACAAGUGAAGCAAGUCGCUAUGGUAGAUCGUUGGCCAGAGACAGGCUAUGUGAAGAAGCUUCAGAGAAGAGAUAAUACUUUCUAUUACUAUAAUAAACAGAGGGAAUGUGAAGACAAGGAGGUUCAUAAAGUUAAAAUUUAUGCUUAUUAGCAUUUCUUCCUUGUGUGAUUUGUUAUUUAUUUUAAAAAAAACCACUGAAUUUCAGGAUAUAACAUGUAAAAUGUAUGUCACAUUACCAACUGUACUCUUCACUUAAAUACUUUGUAACUUAAAAGUAAUGAAACUAAGCUUUCUUUUUUAAGUCACCUUGCCCCACAGUUUAAAAUAGCUGAUAGAUAAGUGAAUAAAUAAAAUGUCAUCUUCUAAAAAUAAAGCAGGAGAAAAUUG
Messenger RNA from Sarcophilus harrisii (Tasmanian devil), 870 nucleotides. It is a transcript of the gene MEIG1, whose product is annotated as meiosis/spermiogenesis associated 1. The transcript has 4 exons. Gene Ontology annotation, cellular component: nucleus. Bases 367 to 633 code for a protein of 88 amino acids. The record is from RefSeq and is a predicted model, not a curated record. NCBI's taxonomy places the organism in Eukaryota, Metazoa, Chordata, Mammalia, Dasyuromorphia, Dasyuridae.